Molecule: messenger RNA, 1439 nt
Organism: Microtus ochrogaster (prairie vole)
Lineage: Eukaryota; Metazoa; Chordata; Mammalia; Rodentia; Cricetidae
Gene: Asprv1
Product: aspartic peptidase retroviral like 1
Biological process (GO): proteolysis
Cellular component (GO): membrane
Molecular function (GO): aspartic-type endopeptidase activity
Source: RefSeq, a predicted model, not a curated record
AUGAGGAGCCCUGGGGGCCCAGCUGGGCAUCAAAAAGGCCGCGUACAGAACAAGCAGAGCCAGACAGCCUGCCUCUGUGCCCAGCAGCCUGCCAAAUACCCUGGACCUGCUCCCUUCAACUUGCCCAGGCUGGGCAAGUACACAGCCCUGUCGUCAGAGGCCUUGCUCUCCAGCGUGAUUGCGCCCACACUGCUCUGUGCCUUUCUGUACUUGGCUUGUGUUGCGGCUGAACUUCCAGAGGUGAGCGGAGGGAUGGCCACCGGCAGAGCCAGCAGCAAGGAAGGCCAGAGGGAGCAUGCCUUCAUCCCAGAACCUUUCAAUGGGGCUAACGUAGCCCCCAGCGUUUGGCUACACCGCUUUGAAGUUAUUGAUGACCUCAACCACUGGGACCAUACCACCAAACUGAGGUUCCUGAAAGAGUCGCUCAGAGGAGAUGCCCUGGAUGUCUACAACGGUCUCAAUUCCCAGGCCCAGGGUGACUACAGUUCUGUGAAGGAGGCUCUUCUGAAGACCUUUGGGGACUCCGGGGCUGCCCACGGUCAGAAACCCAGAGAGAUUCUGUUUGCCAACAGCAUGGGUAAGGGCUACUACCUUAAAGGGAAGAUCGGCCACGUGCCUGUGAGGUUCCUGGUGGACUCUGGGGCUCAGGUGUCCGUGGUGCACCCAAGCUUGUGGGAGGAGGUCACUGAUGGUGAUCUGGACACCCUUCGGCCUUUUGAGAACGUGGUCAAAGUGGCCAAUGGAGCCGAGAUGAAGAUCUUGGGUGUGUGGGACACAGAAGUGACCCUGGGCAAGCUGAAGCUGAAUGCACAGUUUCUGGUGGCCAACGCAAGUGCAGAAGAAGCCAUCAUCGGCACCGACGUCCUGCAGGACCACAAUGCCGUGCUGGACUUCGAACACCGCACCUGCACUCUGAAAGGGAAGAAGUUCCGCCUGCUGCCUGUAGGGAACUCCUUGGAGGAUGAGUUUGACCUGGAGCUCAUUGAGGAGGAGCCUUCGGAGGGCUCCCACUAAGAAACCCCUUUCUUUGCCCCCAGGGUUGGUGGUGGGAUCUUGUGUUCGGGGAGACUCAGGGGGUGUCGUUGGGCCUGGCCGGUCUUUCCACUUGUUCUUCUGCAGGAGCCUUACCUUGCCCCUGGUGGGGAAGGGUGGUCAGCUUGGUGGUCUAGAGCAGGGUCUAAGAAAAGCUUCAAGGCUGGCAGAAGCUUCCAGGGACGUUAGGAAUAUUAGAUCCCCUGAGGUGUGGUUCAGUCGCCUUCAGGUCUCCAAGCCUGCUCAGCUGAGCUUGAUCUUGGCUAAGGCCCCCAGGAUUCAGAUCCUUGGAGGAGAGUGCUAACUGCUCUGGGAUUCCUCCCCGGGAGUCCUCCCUGCCUCACAAUGGUGUUCCCUCCUGUCACUUGCCUUGAAUCCCAUGGAACCUGUGUCAAUUCAAAGCACCA